This is a messenger RNA of Aspergillus calidoustus, 354 nucleotides long. Lineage: Eukaryota; Fungi; Ascomycota; Eurotiomycetes; Eurotiales; Aspergillaceae. The record is from the annotation of a GenBank genome assembly.
AUGACCCCAUCUGCCAUCCGGCUCGGCGCGUCGAAUCCAAGCCCACGAACCAUCCAAACAGCCCUGAAAUACUGGCCCAAACCGUCCAACGACAAUGUUACGAUCGACUUUCGCAAACCGGGCGCAGAAGAGCGAUUCAGCGAGCUCGAAAGCAUCGAAGAGAACCACGCUGUCACGAUACGCGAUAUCCGCAGCCUGGGAGAUGGCGAACAACCCACGCUAGAGAAGAAUGGAUUCCAGUAUAUUCACGAUCCGGUUCCGGGGUAUGAAGAGAGAGAGCAUUGGGAUGAGAAGAGAAUUGCGAAGUUCUUUCUACCGAGGACAGAAGAGCUGGUGAGCAAGUUAUUUCCGUAA